Amphimedon queenslandica is the source of this 997-nucleotide messenger RNA. Its product is annotated as phosphatidylinositol-glycan biosynthesis class F protein-like. Gene Ontology annotation, biological process: GPI anchor biosynthetic process. The record is from RefSeq and is a predicted model, not a curated record. Bases 82 to 510 code for a protein of 142 amino acids. The transcript is spliced from 4 exons. NCBI's taxonomy places the organism in Eukaryota, Metazoa, Porifera, Demospongiae, Haplosclerida, Niphatidae. Gene Ontology annotation, cellular component: endoplasmic reticulum membrane.
GCUUUAAUUAGAACAAAUAUUUAACUUAUAGGUGUAGUCUACCACGCCCGUAUGAAUGCGUAGGUGUACCCACGUGCUUUCAUGUGGUUAAACAUGGCGACCGGAAAUAGUUUUAUUUUCCCUGGAUUAGUUUUAUCUGGAGGUAUUGCAGUGUUUUAUGUGAUUGCUGUAUUGUUUGGGGCACCAAUCUUCAGUCAGUUUUACGAAACUAUGCUCUGGUCCACAUUAAUGUCCUCAUUAAUAUUCAUACCCUGCUUAACAUUAUUGCAAUGGACACCCAAUGAAUGGACGGAAACUCUUUUAUUUAUUAAAAGUCGAUAUACAAUGAGGCAGUUUUAUUGUGCAGUGAAUGCAAUAGCUGUACUGACGGGUUCAUGGAUAGGAGCAGCUGUACUGUUACUAGACUGGGACACUCAAUGGAAGGUGUGGCCCAUUCCAUGUUAUAUUGGUUCAUUACUGGGAGGUGUGGUCAGUUUACUGAUUGUUAUAAUGAGACGCCUUUUUUGGUAACAUGUGUGUGUAUGCGCCUGUAUACAUGCAAGGGAUUGUAAGACCCCUGUCUAAUUAGAAGAUUGAUGAUUGACAAAAGAAAAUAAUUAAUUUGAAUAUUAACAAGAUUGGAAUAAUUAAAUGAUCUAUGACCUGUGUCAAUAUAAUUAAUUAAUUUGACUAUUAACAAAAAGAUUGGAGUAUCGAAUAACGUACGACCUAUAUCAGUAUGUCUCUAAUAUUUGGUUUAUUGUUCUAUUCUUUGGAAGUUAUAGGAAUACAUAACGUGAUUUUGAUUUUUUAUUCACUUCCUGUAUUGGGUAUCUUUUCUCACACAUUUUCUUGAGCACCACUAUCAAGCCAAAUCCAAGGAUGAGCAUCAGGCUUAUCAACACAAUUGCUAGUAUCAUAUUAAGGCCAGUUUCCUUUCUGUGGUCUAGAUAAAGAGAUUAUCAAAUUAUUAUUAAACUUACUACCAGUAGUCACGUGAAUUACACGCGAGUUACAC